GUGUUCUGUUGGAAUAGACGUUGCACAUUUAUGGCGAUUCUGAGUGUUAGGGCAGACUUCUGCCAGGCCCAGCACAGCACCCUGGCUGACAAGUGAGCUGGGCGUGGGGGGGCUCUACAGUGCCAUAAUUACCUUGCCUUGAAGACUCCGGACGCAGCAGUCACCCUCAAAUAUAUGGGAUAUCUCCUGCAUAUUGGAAGCAUAUUCCUUUUACUGACUCUAGCAAAACUAAACAUCAAGAAGAAAAAGUGGAGAGAAGAUCUGCCCUUACUUUGUUUGCCUCACCAGUGCCUAAAUGUAGUACAGGCUGCCUAGUCUUGCAUGUAGUCGGAGUUUUUGGAGUCUGAAGGAUACCACCCGCAGUAAUUGAGGCCUAAGUUGAAUUCAAGUGGAUUCAAAAGCAAACCUGCUUUUCCUAAAGUGAAAUUUUUUAAGAGCAAAAAGUCAAAAGCAAGCUUUCAUCUUUUUUUAAUGUUUUCUGCUGUGAAACCUUUCAAAGGUUAUUGAUUUUUUUUUUUUAAUUUUUUUUUUUGUGUGCCCCUCACGGGGGGAAAAAAAAAAUUGUUUGCCAUUAUGAACCGUCCAGCUCCAGUGGAGAUCACCUAUGAGAAUAUGCGUUUUUUGAUCACUCACAACCCAACCAAUGCUACCCUCAACAAGUUCACAGAGGAGCUUAAGAAAUAUGGAGUGACAACCUUGGUGCGAGUUUGUGAUGCCACGUAUGAUCAAGCUCCCGUCGAAAAAGAAGGAAUCCAGGUUCUAGACUGGCCAUUUGAUGAUGGAGCGCCACCUCCAAAUCAGAUAGUUGAUGACUGGCUAAACCUAUUGAAAACCAAAUUUCGUGAAGAGCCUGGAUGCUGUGUUGCUGUGCACUGUGUUGCAGGGCUGGGAAGGGCCCCUGUCCUGGUUGCACUUGCUCUCAUUGAAUGUGGAAUGAAGUACGAGGAUGCAGUUCAAUUUAUAAGGCAGAAAAGGAGGGGAGCUUUCAAUUCCAAACAGCUGCUUUACCUUGAGAAAUACCGACCUAAGAUGCGAUUACGCUUCAAAGAUGCCAACGGUCACUGCUGUGUUCAGUAGAAAGAAACAUUAAACACAGGCUGAAGUUAUCAUGGCUGUUUUCUGGACUCUUGGCACCUGAAAAUGUGAAUCUGGAAUCAAACUGUCAUCAAAUUAGUGGUGGAGUCAGUGCUCCUCAGCCUCUGUUGUAAUGGUGGUGGUGAUUUAAAAAAAA
Molecule: messenger RNA, 1231 nt
Organism: Gavialis gangeticus (Gharial)
Lineage: Eukaryota; Metazoa; Chordata; Crocodylia; Gavialidae
Gene: PTP4A2
Product: protein tyrosine phosphatase type IVA, member 2
Exons: 5
Coding region: 574-1077 (167 amino acids)
Biological process (GO): positive regulation of cell migration; protein dephosphorylation
Cellular component (GO): nucleus
Molecular function (GO): protein tyrosine phosphatase activity
Source: RefSeq, a predicted model, not a curated record